CGCAUGAUGAGUUACCUUAUUUCUUUUCAUAAAUUAUGGACUUCUUGCAGCAUCCAGAUCUAAAGGUAACAUCUGAAGAAAGGGUUCUAGAUGCAAUUUUGAUGUGGUGCAUGAAAGCCGAAAAUUUGUGUGGGUGGGGGUGUGAGUGAGCUAAUGAUAAACUCAACUUCAGAAAGUCUGUUCAAGGGUACGCUUCAACCAGUUAAUGACUUGCUUCCAUCAGUGCAGUUUUCUUUACUGCCAUGUCCCCUGCUUAAGGAGGUAAGAAAAGCCUGGACCUUAGGAUAUGUAUCCAGCAGAAUGUUAAGAAUAUGACAAUGGCCCAACUAUCAACUACAAUUUUUUUUCAAUGAUGUUGAUGUUAGAAAAUAACAAUCUAAGGAGGCGGAUUUCUACUUUUGGUGAUCUUGAGCGGGAGAGGGAUCACAUUUCUCAGUUUAUAACAGAAGGUUUUACAUCUUACUACGACAGGAAAAGAAGAGAUAAGGUCUAUGGGAACAAUGUGGAGAUUCAAGCCUUAUUAGAAAUGUAUAAGAGGCCUAUUCAUGUCUAUUCCUACAGCAUAGAACCUAUCAACAUAUUUCAUGGAAGCUAUAAUAUUGACCCACUUCCCAUAAGGCUGAGCUACCAUCAUGGGAAUCAUUACAACUCUCUUGUUGACCUUCGUCGAUUGACAAUUGGUGCUGGACGUGGUUUUAGCUGUCUUUGAGGGGUGUCUACAUUUCUUUCUCACAUGUUCCUUUUUUUCACUUUCUUGCUUCUUUGACACUUGGUUAGAGCAUGCUUUUGGCUAUCUCGUGUUAAGAAACUGAAUUCGUAUGAGGGGCUUAGAUGGCAAAAUUUUUGCAACUUGAAAGGAGUUUGAAUAAGUCAGAAUAUCAAAGUGGAUUUAUUUUGCUGACUGUGUUUGGCUGUGCAGGCAAAUGUGGACAAGCAUCAAGUCAAGGCUGCUAUUAAAGCUCAACAAGACCAACAGAUUGAUAAUGCAAGUAUUUUGAUAAUUUGAGAUUAAAUUUUCAUUCGUUUUUUGGGAUGAUAUGUUAUUAACAGAAGCUUUCCUUCUCUUUGAUGCUUGGGUGUCCUAAACUGACUAGUCUCUUUCUUCGGGUAUGGUUAUGGUUUCUUUUUGUUUUAUUGGUUGCUCUUUGGAAGUUUCGAAGCUUGGCUGUCCUGGAUGUUUAAUAUUUUAGGUCCUUUUUUCGGACCCGUGUUCUGGUGCUUUUCCAUUAGGAGUGUAUUGUUAAAGACGCUUGGAUUUUGCCCCGUAAGCUUUUGUGACCGAUUUAUUUGCAAGUAUAGGAUUUCAAACAAGGAAGCACUACAAGCAGGUGAACCUUACUGGAAUGCUGCUUAAUGCCUAGCAAUGGCUUCAUCAAGUGGAGUUUCUUUUUUGGCCUUAAGAAUUUCAACCUACAAAGAGAUUCUUUACUGGUGAUAGCUUGAGGAAGGAAUCCUAUUGAUUUUGACUGUGUGUUGCUUGGUUGUCUUGUUAACCUGUCUAAGAUUUUUAGAUAAAAAACUAUAGAGUGCUUAAAAAGAAUUGAUAUGUUGGAGAGAUAUUUGUAUA
Molecule: messenger RNA, 1567 nt
Organism: Durio zibethinus
Lineage: Eukaryota; Viridiplantae; Streptophyta; Magnoliopsida; Malvales; Malvaceae
Source: RefSeq, a predicted model, not a curated record